GCGUGUUCGUUAAAAAUAUACGAAAAAAAUUAGACGAAAACUGUCAAAUGGAGCAACUGUACGGAAUCAAGACCUUUCCUCUUUUUCUCCUCUGCCCGAGAACACAGUGAAAGGAAAUUUAAAAAAUCCCUAAUUUCUCUCUCUUCAUUUUUAAGCAAAAAACAAUAAAAAUAAUAAAGCAGCCUUUUAUUGUCCUAGUUUUUUUUUCUUAGUUCUUAACUGUACCAAAGCUUCCCUCUGUAGUUACCAACACCCUUUCAAAGAUCUACAGAUUUCUCUCUCUCUUUUUUUUUUUUAUAUUUAAUCCAGUUUUUAUUGCUCUUAUAAUUGACAUAAUAUUCUUGGCGUUGGAUCGGAAUUAAUUCAUUUAAAAGCGUCCAAAAGAAAGUUGAAACAAACUUUUCCUUUUUCUCUUUGGUUCCAGGAAGGGUGUGAUGGCGAGUCGAGUGAAGGAAGACGAGAAAAAUGAGCGAAUAAUUCGGGGUCUUCUCAAACAACCGGAGAAUCGUAGAUGUAUUAACUGCAACAGUUUGGGCCCUCAAUAUGUUUGCACAAAUUUCUGGACAUUUGUUUGCACCACCUGUAGUGGAAUACAUCGGGAAUUCACACACAGAGUUAAAUCAGUAUCGCUGGCUAAAUUUACUUCUCAAGAAGUUAUUGCUCUUCAAGAAGGGGGAAAUCAGCGUGCAAAAGAAAUCUAUUAUAAAGAAUGGGAUCCUCAGCGUAAUUCUCUUCCUGACAGCAGCAAUGUUGAGAGGCUUCGUGACUUCAUUAAGCAUGUUUAUGUGGACAGAAGAUACAGUGGUGAAAGAAGCUAUGACAAGCCUUCACGAGGAAAGAUGGGUGACAAGGAAGACUUUUAUGAGAAUAGGAGGACAGAUGGAUAUCAGGGAGGGUCUAGAAGUCCACCAUAUGAAGAUACAAAUGAACGGCGUUACGGUGGCAGGUCCAGUCCAGCGGGAAGAAAUGAUGACAGAAAUUUUAGAUAUGGUUAUGAUGAAAGGCGAAGUCCUGGAUAUGAUCAAGAAAGUCAACAAUAUGGUGAUUACAGAAGAAGUCCUGCUCGUCCUGAGGUUGUCAAUGACUGGCGCAGAGAAGAUAGAUUUGGUAAUGGGAGGAAACCUGAAGAUCGUAGAAUAUCUGAUGGAGAUCCAAAGUUAGAAGGGAGGUCACCUGAGCGACCAAAAGAUUUAGAGUCAUUCAGUCCCCCAGUGGUUCGUCCUGUUAGAGAAAUUUUGGGUGAGAAUGUAAUACCCCUUCGUAUAAGUGAACCUCCAAAGGCAAAUGGCAGCAGAACUGUUGAUGGCCCUCAGACACAGAGAACUGCAUCUUCUAGCAGCUUAGGAUCUACCAGCGGGAAUCCAGCAGAAGUCAAGUUGGAAACGACAGUUAGCUUAAUUGAUUUUGAUGCUGAUCCUGAACCUCCAGUAGCUUCUGCUGUUACUCAGACACAACAAACUGCCGUGACUCAAUCCAUAGUGCAGCCAACAAGUUCUACCAAUGAUAACAACUGGGCCUCUUUUGAUUUUUCCUCGCAGACAAAUGUUUCUCAGGCCCCUUCGAAUGUGAACACCCUGGAUUCUGUUCUUUCUCAAUUGUCAGUUCCACCAUCUGUACCUGGUCAUCUAUCAGGAGUAUCUAGCGGUAUUGGUGGUUGGAUACCUGCUCCUGUGGCCAAUGUGAAUGCAGCACCUCUAAUUGGUAAUUCCAAUGUUGCAUUCACAGGGCAGAGCCAAACAUUACCCUUUGGUGCUGCUGCUCCUGCAGCUGCUAGAGUUAGCAAUUUCUCAACAUUGCCUCCUGGUGCUUUGACAGCUGCUCCUGGAUUAAUGCCUAUAAUGCCUGUCAGCAGUGGUAGUUCCCAGGUCAGUGUUAAUAAUGCUGGACAAUGGCCUAACAUGCAGUAUCAACAGGCGAAUUUUUUCUCAGCAACCAGCGGUCAUUCUACUAGCCAACAAUUUAUGCCAUCGCCGUUGAAUUUUGCUCCUUCCCAGCACAUGCAGGGGCCUUUGAGUGCACCAGUUGCACAAACAACUCAAGCCGUCUUGAAACCUGUCCAGGAUGUCACUUCUACUGUUGCAUCACAGCCUCCCCCUACAGAAACAAAAGCAAGUGGAAGAAAAGAACUACCUGUGGAUCUAUUUACUGCAACCUAUCCUACCUAUCCUGCAUCUGCACUAGGAUGGCAAACUGGCCCACCACGUGGCAUGGGGUUCACCAUGCAAUAUAAUACUGCAAUGCCAAUGUCUGCUUUUCCACAGUCAUCAAGAUCGAUAAACCCAUUUGAUCUCGGCGGUGAAGCACUUCAUUCUCAAACUCAAACAUUCCCUUCAAUGGCUUCCUUGCAAGGUGCCCUACCAAAUGUGCUACCUCCUACUGGCCUAAGGCACACUUCUAGCUUUGGUACUCCAUCAUCAGCAUGGAUGCCACCUCAGUCUUUGCCUUAUGCUCCAGGGAUGCCAUUGCAGCCACCGCCUUAUGCAUCAGCAGUGCCACAAAGACCAUACCCAGGAGCACAAUUACCCAGUAACUUGACACCUUCCAGCCAUCAGAUUGGGGGCAUUGGCAGUGAGGCAUCUUUUGGUUUUGUAAAUACUGAUCAACAGGCGGCUGUUAGAUUCUCGGCACCGGCUACCCCACAGCCUUUCUCUUCUGUUGGGGGCAACCCAUUUGGCUGAAUAUAAAGAACAAAGCAUCCCGGACCCCAUAUCUGGUUAAGCACACUAUUGUUGCUACCUGUUAAAUUGAUGAGUGGAAAGUUUUGGCUUUAGCUCAAAUGAUCCAAGCCCUAUCAUAAAUUCUGUCAUUCCUUUCCGGGUUUAAGGAUCUGUUAUCCAUACUGGCCGAAGAUAAUUAGUUCGAUGCUCACACAUAGAGAGAAGAGCGAGAAACUGCAAGCUCAGAUUUACAAGGGUCAAUGGUUGUCUUUUUUUUUUUUUUUUUUUUUUUUGUGUGUGCAGAUAUGACGUUUAUUGUAAUUUCCAUUAAGUGAUCUGUGUAUUGCCUUGGUACAAAUUGUAUCAUUUCCCCUCUUUUUUCUACCUUGUAUUUCCCCUUAGUGUUGUAUGAUUUUGCGGUCUCUCAAUGACUCUGGACAACCACUUCCGAGUAUGUGAGUUUUUUAAAGUUGUCGCAGUUUGUAACCUUGUAAUGUACUAUUAUUGAAUAUUGUGAUUAUUUGAAGAAUUUGCAGUUCGCAUUUUGUCUUUG
Messenger RNA from Durio zibethinus, 3210 nucleotides. RefSeq lists its product as uncharacterized. The record is from RefSeq and is a predicted model, not a curated record. Lineage: Eukaryota; Viridiplantae; Streptophyta; Magnoliopsida; Malvales; Malvaceae. Gene Ontology annotation, molecular function: GTPase activator activity.